Molecule: messenger RNA, 7843 nt
Organism: Procambarus clarkii (red swamp crayfish)
Lineage: Eukaryota; Metazoa; Arthropoda; Malacostraca; Decapoda; Cambaridae
Source: RefSeq, a predicted model, not a curated record
CACGCAAAUGUAUAUCGCGGGAGGACCUGUGCGCGUCCGCAGCCUUUUAGGCAUAUAUGUUCAAGAUAAAGACACGUACCGGAUUGUGAUAUAGCAGUGGGAGUUUGUUUCAAUUUAUAUAAUUGAUAAUUACACUUGUGAAAAUUUAUAUAAUUCCAUUUGUGAACUGACUGUGCAUGGAAAAAUAUUGGCUUAUAACGGUGGUACAAGUACAUAAGUGGUCGCUCCUAAAAUACUUAAAUAUCAAAGGCAGAAUCAUUAAGUGCUCAAGAUGUCUACAGGAAAGCGUUUAGCGAAACGGUCUAUCCUUGGCACCCGUGUGGCGUGUUGUCUCGAAGAUGGGAAAUAUUACGCUGGCGUCAUUUGCGCCGUGAAAACUAGUGAGGAAGGUGGGCCUACGGUGUACACAGUGAGGGUGGAGGGUGACAGGCGGUCCAGAGAGGUGCGAGAGACAGACCUGGUGGGCAGUGGCUUCACUCCUGUCGGCUCUGUCAAGUUACGGGCCGGCCAGAGGGUGUUCAUUACUCACAAUAACCGUGAGGUCUCUGGCAAUGUUCUCUACCAUCGCCCCAACAUUGAUGAAGUGCUCAUCUCCGUCGUCAGCCCAGAGACUGGUGUGAGGCAGGACGUGAAGAAGAGGAUAGAAGAGAUCCGUCUGCUGGAGUGUCGCAAGUCUGCGCGCCUCGCAGACCAGGACACAGACUUCGCUAAGCUGGCAGACAUGUCCACGGACCGUAAGGACCGCAAGCCUUCCCAGACCAUCGAUGUUCCUGCACCCUCCGGCCUCCAAGGGUCCCGCAAGCGGCGGAGCUCACACUGUGAGGAGGACCAGAUGGAUGAGUGUGCAGCAGCCAUGGUGCUCAUGAAGCUCUCCUGCUCACCCCGCUCACCGCUCAUGCCUGAUGCAGGUGUGAUCGGGGAGUCGCCGGGGUCGUCGGUGUCAUCGGGCGUGUGGUCGUGGGUGGACGGGUCGUCGUCGUCCUCGUCGUCGUCGUCGCGGUCACCCGCCCACCGCUCGGCCACACCCUCCCCGCCGCUCUCAGAGUCCUGCCCCGCCGGCACCAUCGACGACGGCCUCGAGCUGGACGACACGCUCUUCGACGACGCCCUUCCUAGGAAACGACGGAGCUCCACGAGGACCAUGUUCAAGUGCACGUGGACGGGCUGCCACGAGAUGACUGCCGCCUCCGACGCCAUUGAACGCCAUAUUCGCUCCACUCACCUCGGGCGUGAGGAAGUGAACAGUGACCACAGUGAGAGUGACAGUGACGACGAUGACGACCACGAGGAGGAAUUUUACUGGACAGAAGUAGAGGUGAAUGUUGCCACGUGGGUCGACCCCUGUGAGCCUCUAGUGUCUUGUGUGAUACCAGCCGUCACACCCCCUGCUCCUCCCACCGCCCUCAAGCUUGUCUCCUCACCACCCACGCCAGCACCCACACCCAACUCCUCCCACACUGUGGGAGUAGCCUCCCCCAGCGCAGCCGUGCACCAGUCCCCGCCUCAGUACGUCCAGGUGUCCUCGCCGCCAACACUCAGCCACAUGGACAUGGCGCGACCACCUCAUGAAGAUCCUCGCUACAAGCAGCAUCUGGGAUGUCCGUCAUCAAACCUCUCCAGCUCCUGGCCUCGCAGCUCUGCAUAUUUGGGAACUGGGCGUGGCAAAAUACGAGUAAGUUCUUCCCCAAAAGCAUCACCUGGCAGAGGGAAACGAAAUGGUGAAAGUCGUAAGUGUCGCAAAGUAUAUGGCAUGGAACAGCGUGAUCUUUGGUGCACACAGUGCAAGUGGAAAAAAGCUUGUAGUCGCUUUGGAGAGUGAAUGAUCUCUCAGUCCUCGGCAUGAUCAGUGUGCUCAAUUAUGCAGUUUAGAAACAAAAAAUACAUUUUGAUGCAUAAUCAAUAAUUACCAUACUGUAUAUUGAAAAUGAGUCAUCACAAGGAUUGUGAGAGCACAAAUUUGUUGUGAUUCCCUGGAAACACUAAUAGUAAGAGAAGGGAUAAAAAAAUCACUAUGCAAGUAAGUGUUGCCAUAAUUUUUUUCAAGUGUUCACUGCAGAGAAGAAAUAGUGUUAAGGUUGGUGAUCAUUAAAUUUUGUUUCAGCAAUCUAAGUAUGACAUUCAUUGAUGGCUCAAUAUAAGGUCUGAUACCAUCAGCUAGUGCAUGGUCUUUUGAUGAUGGUAAACAUGAAUGUAUCAGAACAGUAGACUGGGAUAGAAUAGUUUCUCUAAUCCCAGGAGCAAGCCUACAUUAUAUAUAGUAUAUACAGUAUACAUAAAAUAUAUACAGUAUAUACAGUAUACAUAAAAUAUAUACAGUAUAUGUGACAUAUAUGUGCAGUAUAUCAUUGCACAUUAUUGAGAGUGAUUUACCACAAACUAAAAGCUAAUGAAAUGGUAAUUGGUUUGAACAUAAGAGUAGUGGUUGAUGAUUCAGGAGUGAACUCUGCUGUGAUGUCAACUUAAAGUGGCAAGAACACACUCAAAUGUCUUAAAAGGUGGUGAAUACUUGACUUCAUAAAACAGUUUCACAUAAAAACACAGAAUGUGGAAAUGGAACGAUUACAAUGAGUGUGUAAUGUUGUAAUAAAGCAAGGCUUCCAGAUCUCCCGCACCCAUUAUGUGAACACCAGGUUAAAACCACUGGUUUGUAUACAUAAUUAUGCAACAGAUAAUAUAAUUUGUAUAUCCAGCUUAAAUGCUGUGUUUUAAAUUUAAGGCAAGGGUCUUUCCGUGUAUGUAAUUGUAUUUUAGCCAGAGUGAAGUGCGGAUGAGGCAAGCCAUAGGUGAUGAGUAAAUCUGAAUGUUCAGAAUAAAUUUUUACACAAAGUAUGCAUACAUUUUUUGUGUAAUACCAAGUAGAAUUCAUGACAGCAAUACUGUACUUCCUGUUCUACACUACAGGAAAUAUCACCUAUGCUUCCAAGUCCUAUAAUAUUACUUUUAUGUUAUAUUUUCAGGUGUAAAGUGUUUGAUAAGCAUAUAAUGCAAGCACUUGAAAUGUACAAACAAAAGUCAUGAUAAUCUUGUGAUGCUCACAUGUCUGUGCAACUUUAAGUAUAGAGUGGUUGAAGGCAGGAGAGUGCUCAGAGAUAUUUCACAAAAUUUUAAUGUACUGAUAUUAUGUGUUUCCCACAUUCUCAACUAAUCAUGUGGUUCAGUAAUGAACUAUCUGCUUCAAUAACUACCAGUCAUUAUAUGCCAUUGUUGAACUGUGGAAUUACUUGUUUUGUUCAGUGCCAUGUGAGUUCCGCUGUGCUCUGGUAAUAUUAAUACCUUAAUCAGCAAGCAUCAGCCCUGCUUGACAAAUUGUUUAAUUCUUUUGUAGUAAAGUAUUUCGCUAGGUAUCUCAAGGAACGGAUUGCCGUGGACUCACAUUGCUAGCAUCAAGUUAUGGAAUUGUUUGAUGCUUCAAAGGUUAUAGUUUAUUAAAGUUGAAUAAAUUGCCAUGAUAUACUGCUUAUGUACUUAUUCAAGGACAAAAUGUUUGUCACAAAGAUGUUAUUUCAUCUAAAAUAAACUCUUUGAAGCAUGUUUAUGGAGCACUCUCUAGUCUGCUCUCAGUGUAACAUUGUUACUGCAGCAUUAAAUCAAUUUCAAAUGUUCUUUGUAAACUUCUAGACCUAGCAAACUUGAGAUUGUUUUAUGGUAAAAAAGAGGAAAGAAUAGAUAAGAUUAUCUAUGGCAACAUAUCAGUCAGGUGAUGAAGAGCAUUCUUGAAAAGAUAUUCAUCUUUAACUGAGUUGGUCUUAAUAUUAUUGAUAUUAAAACAAUAAGGUUUGGAAAUAACUUUUGAUCAUUUAUUUAAGAAUACUUUACUAUAAUUUGCCAUAUUUAGUGAUUUUAUUUUAUAGAUGGCAUUUCUUUUAUACUUUUUCUUAAAUAUUUAUCCAUGACAUUUAAUUGAUUAUAAGGGAGCAUGUCAUUGAAGCAAUCACAGCACGCACGUGCAAACAAAAUUUGAACACGCCUUCCUGAUACCGUAGCAAUAAUGAUUGUUAUUAAUUAAAUAUUUAUAUAAUUUAUAUACCUGUUAUGAUAAUGUAUGAAAUUAUGUUUUUAGAGAAUUAUAUUUAAUAUGCAAGAUUUAAUUACGGUCCAGUAUAAAAAAAUCUAUUGUACUAAAAUACUGGAUUUAUAUUGUUUUAUAGUGAAUAUUACAAAUUUAGACAUGGAUCUUGGUCAUCCCUAAAUUUUUUUUCUGUUACUCAACUUGUUAAUUGUAAUCAUUACUUCAGGAGCAAGACAGCAUAAUCUUUAUGUAUAGUAAUAAUUAAAUGCUUGCAUCUAAUUUUCCACAUAAUCACUGGCGAUAAAAUAUGCUGGUGAUAGUGUUGGGCCAAUGUUAUUGGGAUAAGAAAACUGCACUGGCAUGCAAAUGGAGUGAUAAGUUUAAUACGGUAUUCCUAAGUAAGAUCUCAUGAAUGAGAAGCAGCUGCUCACAUGGACACCAGCAUAUAAGACCAGGGCAGCUCACAGUUCACCUAGCCUGUAACUAGGACUUUCCUCAAGAUUGUAUGGUACUAUACCCCCAACAUUGCCUGUUAUUUAGCAUGAUCCUUACCAUCUACCAGUGAAGAUGCACGCAGCUCAAACCGUCCGCUGGUGGCUGUGGCUCACUCUGCACUGGUGGCUUUGUCUCUCCACCACUGAAAAUGGACUGGACCUCUAGUGAAUAUGACUAUAAUGAAAUUACCUCCAUUGAUAAAUAUGACUAUACCUGUAUUGGUGAACAUAGUUUGGGCAUUCUACUAGUGAAUAUCAAGACCCUCUACCACUGGUGAACAGGGUCUGAACUCCUAUGGGUAUUAUGGCUUAUAUUGUUCACUAAUAAAUGUUGCCUAAACUGCCCACUGGUGAACACAGCAUAAGUCAUCUCAACUGUACAGUUCACCAUAUUCACUUAGACCAUUUAUUGCUGGAUAUGACCAGUGGACAUGGCCAGGACCUUCCACCAGUAGACAUGGCCAGGACCUUCCACCAGUAGACAUGGCCAGGACCUUCCACCAGUAGACAUGGCCAGAACCUUCCACCAGUAGACAUGGCCAGGACCUUCCACCAGUAGACAUGGCCAGGACCUUCCACCAGUAGACAUGGCCAGGACCUUCCACCAGUAGACAUGGCCAGGACCUUCCACCAGUAGACAUGGCCAGGACCUUCUACCAGUGGACAUGGCCAGGACCUUCUACCAGUAGACAUGGCCAGGACCUUCUACCAGUAGACAUGGCCAGGACCUUCUACCAGUGGACAUGGCCAGGACCUUCUACCAGUAGACAUGGCCAGGACCUUCCACCAGUGGACAUGGCCAGGACCUUCUACCAGUGGACAUGGCCAGGACCUUCUACCAGUAGACAUGGCCAGGACCUUCUACCAGUAGACAUGGCCAGGAUCUUCUACCAGUAGACAUGGCCAGGACCUUCUACCAGUAGACAUGGCCAGGACCUUCUACCAGUAGACAUGGCCAGGACCUUCUACCAGUAGACAUGGCCAGGACCUUCUACCAGUGGACAUGGCCAGGACCUUCUACCAGUAGACAUGGCCAGGACCUUCUACCAGGGGACAUGGCCAGGACCUUCUACCAGGGGACAUGGCCAGGACCUUCCACCAGUAGACAUGGCCAGGACAUCCACCAGGGGACAUGGCCAGGACAUCCACCAGGGGACAUGGCCAGGACAUCCACCAGGGGACAUGGCCAGGACAUCCACCAGUGACCACAGUUUCACUAUAUAUACCACUGCCAAUUUUUUCACGGCAUUAUCAAUUGAAUGUUGUGUUGUGAUUUUUUUAUCAGUUUUUCAUUGUUCCUUUUUUUCAUUUAUGUUGCAUAUCAUUAACUUAGAAAUAAAUGUGAAAGUACAUAAAGAAAUAUUGAGAGGCUAUAUAAUGCUCAUUGUGUUGAGGUAGUUGGACGAAACAGGUUUAAGGGAACCCUUCUUGUGAUCAGUCUUUCAAUGCCCAAAUUAAAUAUGCAUUAUAGUCAGUCUGGUUAGUUUUCGGUCAUUCAUAUUUGCAUUUUUCAAAUAUUGUAUAGAAGUAGUAGUACACGUCAGAGCUUUAGGAUAUAAAAUACCCGGUGCAUUCAGAUUUGCCCAUAUACAAUAUGGAUAUAAAGUUGCAUAUAAUAUAGCCAGAUAUUUAUUGUCCUAAGCUGAUGAUACAUAAUCAUUAAUAACAGAGGUGAGAUCAAGUCCACUACCAAAUGUGUGCUUUAAGUAGAUUUUAUAACAAAUGAUCUCUAAAUAUUUAGAGUUAGAUAUUGUAUCAUUUAUGGAGAAUAUAUAGAAUUAAUAUAUUUCAUUUAAAAAUACAGAAAGGGCUCUCUUCACUUCUGGUGCUAAUGUUGCCAUAAGUAAAAAAAAAACUAGAAAAAUGUCCACUUCAUUUGUGUGCAAACCAUUCAGUAAUUACUAUGUAAAAAGAACAUUUGAUUUAUCAAUAUCAAAAUAUGUAACAAAAUGGCCUUGGACUGCACAAAUGUUUAUUAAAAGAAAUCUCACAUAUUGGGUAUUAGACUGUACGUACAGUAAUGUCAGUUGAUAAUGUAUUUUUUUCCAUCAAUUUUGUACAUGAGAUAUGGACACACGUAUCUUGUGAAGAGUCUGCCAACCCUAGUCUAAGAAUCAGAAUAACUUUUAAACAAAUACUGUAUUGUACUUGUAAUUAAUUCAUAGUGAUUAAACAAGAAUGUCAAUUUAGGAAUAUAUAAUGAUAUUUUUUCUGAACAUUGAAUAGUCACUGUUAGUUAAUACAAACUAGGUAGUGAAAAAUCUACCUCAUCCACAGUAGUCCCAAGUAGCCAAAGGCAAGAUGGGCUGAGAGUUAGGGUGGUGGCACUGUGUAUAUUUCAAGGACUACCUGUCUUUCAUUUGUAUUAAACAUGUUUGUUUAAAAACAACAAGCCGCACGAUUGCCUAUGCAAUAGGAGACGGACACCUUGUGGGACAUCUCACAUUACAAAUACUGUAAUAUACAUUUUUUAUGCCAUUGCCAAGAAGUAAACCAAGGACCUCAAUACUGAAAGUGUAAUUUGAUAUUUUAUGCCAUAGUACAAAGUAUUUUAUGAUGUCUUAAUUUUUACAAAGCUUUUGCUAAUUGCCACACACAAUUUUUGUGUUUAGAGUUGUAAGACUUAUAAAAAAGAGUUUAUUGAUGUAUAAUCCAUUUUUAUCCAUGUAUUGUAUGUGUUGUACAUAUUCUCUGCUUAAUGGUGUCGGCUAUUCAACUACUGUAAAAAGAUCCUUGAGUUUCUGUUAUAUACCCUAUGGAUUUAAAGAUAUAUGAACUAUUAUAUAGUAAUUGAUUUUGUUAUUUUAAGUCUUCAGAAUGUAUGAUUACUUUUAUUAAUAGAUUUGUAUCAUUAUCAUGAACAGAGUAUUUCUUAUUACCAGAAAAAAUAUAUGAAAUUAGGCAAAGAAAAAUCCAUAGGGUUAUUCUAUAGUUUUUUCUGAUUUGUAGUUAUAGAUAUUUGAGCAUGUUGAGCAAGGGUUCAUUAUUAUUUUGAAGUUAUGCUUCAAAUGUUUUAAAAAUUAUAUUAAAACUUGUACAGUACAGUACAGUAUAUGCAAAUUUUUUUAACCAAAUUAUAUACUGCAUUAAAUUUAUAACAAAAUAACACGAUAAAAUUUAUUGAGAAAUGAAUAAUGGUUGUAUAAGUCCAACAAUAUCACUUCUCUGACCAGGGCAAAGUUUGUCUAAAUGUGUUCAACAUGUUUUAACUUUUGUACAGACCUGAUAGACUGCAGCGUGUUUUGAAUUACUAUUUUAUAAGAAUAAUACAUAUUUCUCUAUCCAGACAUUGCUGUAAUUGUCUGUAUUGUUUAAAGUAAUAAAAAAUUGUGCAUGAACA